This is a messenger RNA of Closterium sp. NIES-67, 2689 nucleotides long. The record is from the annotation of a GenBank genome assembly. Lineage: Eukaryota; Viridiplantae; Streptophyta; Zygnematophyceae; Desmidiales; Closteriaceae.
GAGUGAAGUGUUGGCGGGUGUGGUAUCGUGGGUGUUCCGCUGCGCUGGUCCGCUUGCCGUUCCUCGCGUUGGUGACGACUAUCGCGUUUCCUGCCGAGGGAUUUAUCUGCUCUCCUUUCGCGAAUCUCGCGAAUCUUGACUCGACUCCCAUCGCCACUGCCACUCGCCCCCCCUCUACGGAAUCCAUUGCCUCACUUCGCCACCGUCACAUCUCCUUGCAUUCACCGUAACCAAAGCCACCACAACUGUACCCGCACCCGCUACCUGCGCAACUGUAUUUUUUACACCAACGCUUUCGUCAAUAAAAAAAAAAAAAAUUUAAAAAAUCCCUACGUCACCCGCUGAACCCGCGCUUGAAUUCGUCGAUUCCAAGGGUCUGCACCGUCGUGACGGGCUUUUCGAAACCCGCGCAUCGCAUAUUCGCCCUACAUCCCGCCAUAGACUCGCUGUACUAAGCACACGCGCACACGCGGCUCCCUACGCACACGCGCACACGCGGCUUCCUACGCACACGCGGCGCUGUGUGACUUGGAUAAUGUCGGCGCUGAUCCGCGCAGCUGCGCGAUGCGCGCGGGAGGCCGUGAAGGGGCGCGGGAAGGAGCGAGCGCUCGCGCGUGAGGGGGGCUUUCCGCGUGAGAGAUUUGUUGCGCGUGAGGGUCGACCCGUGGAGGGUUGGACGCGUCCACUACUAGGGUGCCGCGACGUGCACAGCGGACGGCCUUUUGAGGCUACUCUCUUUACGCGUCGCGUCGAGGGCUUGACGCGUCCAAUGAUGGGGUGCCGCGACGUGCACAGCGGACAGCCCAUAAUCAUGGCGAAGCGGGGCGCCGACCUGCUGCACGACCCGUGGUACAAUAAGCACACGGCGUUCGAAGCGCCGGAGAGGGAUCGCCUCGGGUUGAGGGGGCUGCUGCCGCCCGGAUACCAGACCAUGGACGAGCAGGUCGCGCAGUUCAUGGCGGAGUACAGGAAGAUGGACCAGAAGCCCCUCAUGCCGGACGACCCGGUCGACCUGCAGAAGUGGCGCAUUCUGAACCGCCUGCACGACCGCAAUGAGACGCUCUACUACCGGGUGCUCAUUGACCACAUUCAGGAGAUGAGUCGCAUUCUCUACAUCCCCACGGUCGGCACCGUCUGUCAGAAGUACAGCAGCCUGUUCCGGCGGCCGAGGGGCAUGUACUUCAGCGCGGCGGAUAGGGGCGAGAUGGCCAGCAUGGUGCACAACUGGCCGGGCGACAAGGUGGAUGUGAUAGUGCUGACGGACGGCAGCAAGGUGCUGGGGCUGGGCGACUUGGGCGUGCAGGCGAUAGCCAUCCCAGUGGGGAAGCUCGACAUGUAUGUCGCUGCGGCCGGCAUUCCUCCCAACAGGGUCCUCCCUGCCAUGUUCGAUGUCGGCACCAACAAUGAGGCCCUCAUCAAGAAUCCCCUCUAUCUGGGUCUGCGCCACGCUAGGGUGGACGGCGAGCACUACCUCUCUCUCAUGGACGAGUUCAUGGAGGCGGUGUUCUCGCGCUGGCCCAAUGUCAUUGUGCAGUUUGAGGACUUUGAGAUGCGGUGGGCCAACACCCUCAUGGAGCGGUACAAGUCGCAGUACCGCAUCUUCAACGAUGACAUCGAGGGCUCCGGCGGAGUGGCAGUGGCGGGCAUUCUGAACGUGCUCAGGGCGCAGCACCUCCCCCCGCGCGCCCUGGCAGAGACCAGAGUGGUGGUGGCCGGCACUGGCAGGGAGGCAGAGGGUGUGCUGACGGCGGUGCGAAGGGCAAUGGCCCGGCAGAUCGGGCCGGGCAAAGCCGCGAUGGAUCGGGCAGCUGAAAACUUCUGGCUCGUGGAUGACCAGGGUCUUAUGACCGACGCCAGGGUGAGCUGUGCACCCGAGUUGGAGGACUUCUUGUGUCGCCCCAAGGAAGAAGCGAGGCUCAAGGAGGGUGACGCCCUGGCGAAUGUGGUGAAGCGGGUGAAGCCGCACGUGCUCAUCGGGCUGAGCGGGUCGGGCCAUCUGUUUGACGACGAGGUUCUUAAAGCCAUGAAGAACGCGGAUGUCUCUCGCCCAGCUGUGUUUGCUCUGUCCCAGCCGGUGAAGCAAGCUGAGUGCACGGCGCAGGACGCCUUCGAGCUGCUGGGUCCCAGCGCUCUCUUUGCCAGCGGCUGCACCUUCCCCGACGUCAGAUUCCCGAACGGCAAGGUGGGGCACACUAGCCAAGCGAACAACGUGUUCCUGUCUCCUGGCAUUGUGUCGGGCUCCCUUCUCUCCGGCGCGCGCAUGAUUUCAGACGGCAUGCUGCAGGCUGCUGCGCACCAGCUAGCUGAUUACACGACAGACGACCAGGUGCACAGAGGCAUGCUCUACCCGUGCAUGAGCCACAUCCGUGACAUCACAUCCCAUGUGGCAGUGGCGGUGGCCAGGCAGGCGGCUGAGGAGGGACUGGCGGAUGGCAUUUCCAACCUGCGAGCCGACCAGCUGCUAUCCAUGUCAAAGGAUCAAUUGCGAAAGGAGGUGGAGAAGCGGAUGUGGGAGCCCAAAUACUCCCCUCUUAUUUUUGGUCUCGAAGGGUAGUUCCAAGAGGCCCCUGAAUAGGCACUAAGAACCUGUGUGCAUCGUGCACUUACUAAAGCUACUUGUCAUGUGCCUUUAGGGCAUUUGUGUACAUAACCUGCUAUUGUAGCUUCAGUGUUUUGAUAUGAAGUUAUG